Vitrella brassicaformis is the source of this 713-nucleotide messenger RNA. The record is from the annotation of a GenBank genome assembly. Lineage: Eukaryota; Vitrellaceae.
AUGAUGUGUACCUACCAACGAUCCAGCCAUCCCGUCAUUCAUCGGGUCAUUCCUUCAUUCGCAGCAACAAAAAACAGCAGCGAUCCUGUACGGUCUGUAAACGACUGCAUUUGGCGUGUGUGCAGGAGAGGACGUUCACUCCUUCACAGGGUGCCUACACAUACGUACGGUGUGGUCCGAUCGCUUCGGAAGGCGUCCUUCAUCAUCGCAUUCGCACACGGUACGUAUUGCUCAUGAGGGAGGGGAAUCUCAUACGUACUGCUCAUUUGGAGGUGUGCACUGUGUGUAUGUGUGCACGUGUGCAGGCGUUCGUCACGCGAGGAGGCGUUGGUUCGAUGUACAAAACGUUCUGCGCAGGUGGGGGGCACAGAUGCGUCACUGUGCAUUGGACGUCAUUCCAUGUGUAUAUGCAUGCAUAUGCGCAGGUGCGAGGCGGCGAUGUGUGCCAUGUAUACGUGUGAAGCGUUCCGUCGUGAUCAUUGAUCGUUCAGGUACGUGCACACACCUAUCGGAUGCCGUACGAUCAAUCUGCACAUACCCCAUGCAUACUUGUUGCUUGUUCUGCAGGUCUUCCCAUGCGUGUGUGUGUCGGCAUGAUGGGGGCCAUCUGCGCGUAGGAGUGGGUGUGGGAGGAGGGGGAGGCGACGCCCCAUGCGCGUUUCGACCCCGUCUGUGUGUGUGGACACAGGUUCAAACCUCUCAGUGUGACGUGA